Molecule: messenger RNA, 927 nt
Organism: Pieris macdunnoughi
Lineage: Eukaryota; Metazoa; Arthropoda; Insecta; Lepidoptera; Pieridae
Source: the annotation of a GenBank genome assembly
AUGAGGGCGCGCCGCGAAACGCUGGUGAUAGGGGCGCUGUGCGCGACGUGGUACGCUCUGAGCUCAGCCAGUAAUGUAGUUGGCAAGCUCGUGCUCACCGAGUUUCCGUUCCCGCUAACGGUGGCGUUGGUGCAGCUGGCAGCGACUGCGGCGUGUAGCGUACCCGUGCUAGCACUUUGCGGCGCCCCACCGCUGCCGUCUUCUUGCCGACUGCGCGCUCUGGUGCCCCUGGCGCUCGCCAAGUUCCUAACUACAGUCUUCUCACAAGUAUCCAUAUGGAAAGUGCCAGUCUCCUACGCUCACACUGUGAAAGCGACAACGCCAUUGUGGACGGCGGCUCUGGCGUGGGUUAUAUUUGGCGAGCGGCAGUCCCGCAGCGUCCAGACGGCACUGGUGGUAAUAGCCGCCGGAGUGGCGCUGGCCUCCGCCACGGAGCUUCACUUCCAGACCGCCGGCCUCGCUGCCGCGCUGGCCGCCGCCGCGCUGCUCAGCCUGCAGCACCUGCUGACUAAGCGCGUCAUGCAGGGAACGCGAGCGCACCCGCUCCGUCUGCUGCAGGCGCUCAGCGCACUCGCUAUGUUGGCGCUGGCGCCGAUGUGGGCGCUGAGCGAGGGCGGCGCAGUGGCCUCGUGGCGCAGGACGGGCGAAGGGUCGAGCGCGCGAGCGGGAGCGCUGCUGGCGGCGGACGGCGUGUUGGCGUGGCUGCAGGCCGUGGCCGCCUUCAGUGUUCUGGCCCGCGUCACACCGUUGGCCUACGCCGUCGCGUCAGCCGCGAAGCGCGCCGUGGUCGUGCUGGCGUCGCUGGCCGUGCUCCGCAACCCGGCGCCUCCGCUGAACGUGGCGGGCAUGACGCUGGCCGUGCUGGGCGUCUUGCUCUACAACCGCGCCAAGUUGAGCCGAUCGCCCGCGCCGCUGCUGCCCGUCUAG